Xenopus tropicalis (tropical clawed frog) is the source of this 2766-nucleotide messenger RNA. It is a transcript of the gene metap1d, whose product is annotated as methionyl aminopeptidase type 1D (mitochondrial). Gene Ontology annotation, biological process: proteolysis. Lineage: Eukaryota; Metazoa; Chordata; Amphibia; Anura; Pipidae. The coding region runs from base 49 to 1107 and encodes 352 amino acids. Gene Ontology annotation, molecular function: metal ion binding; initiator methionyl aminopeptidase activity; metalloaminopeptidase activity. The record is from RefSeq and is a predicted model, not a curated record. The transcript is spliced from 10 exons.
CUGCCGGAGUGCAUCUACUUUGUAACAUAAAAAUAACUUUAUUGUAAGAUGAGCAUUAUUUUCAUAACAGUGCCUGUUGGAAACCGUGGGGAAAUGAUUACCUCUGAGAUACGGCUAGCCACCAGAGGUUUUGUGACUGGCUGUCAUAGAGUUUUCCCUUCAGCAGUCAAUCAUAUCUACUUACACAGGCAGUUAAGCAUUCAACAAAGGAGAUAUUUCUUUUUCCGGAGACAAAGGAGCUCUGCUUAUAAUAUAGUUUGGCCAGGUACAGUUUCCCCGGCUCAUCCAGUUCCUAAGCACAUAAUGAAGCCAGACUAUGUGACGACAGGCAUUGUGCCCGACUGGGGAGACUACAUUGAAAUUAAGGAUGAAGAUCAGAUUCAAGGGCUUCGCCAGGCUUGUCAGCUAGCCCGUCAUAUUUUACUUAUGGCUGGAAAGAGUUUAAAGGUUGGCAUGACAACUGAAGAAAUAGAUGCACUUGUUCAUGAGAACAUCAUCAGUUGCAAUGCAUAUCCUUCUCCGCUAGGUUAUGGAGGAUUCCCCAAAUCUGUGUGCACAUCGGUAAACAAUGUGGUAUGCCAUGGAAUCCCUGACAGUCGAGCACUUCAAGAUGGAGACAUUAUCAACAUUGACGUAACUGUAUAUUUCGGAGGAUACCAUGGAGACACAUCUGAAACAUUUCUGGUGGGGAAUGUGGAUAAAUGUGGUCGAGCGUUAGUGGAAAUUGCAAGGAGAUGCAGAGAUGAAGCAAUAGCAGUUUGCAAGCCAGGGGCCCCCUUCUCAGCAAUUGGAAACACAAUCAGCCGCAUAGCGAGAGAGAAUGGCCUCCAAGUAUGUCCCAGCUUUGUUGGCCAUGGAAUUGGAUCCUUUUUCCAUGGACAUCCAGAAAUUUGGCAUCACGCUAAUGACAAUGAUUUUCCUAUGGAAGAAGGAAUGGCUUUCACCAUAGAGCCGAUUAUUAUGGAAGGAUCCCCUGAGUUUAAAAUUCUCAAGGACAAAUGGACAGCGGUAUCAGUAGACAAUAAAAGAUCGGCCCAGUGUGAGCAUACCAUUGCAAUUACAUCAGGGGGAGCGGAAAUCCUCACUAAACUGCCACAAGAGGAAUAGACCGACCUGGAAGCAAGAGAGGCUGAAAGCUCCCUCUCAAAUGCCUGAUAGCACUGGCGCAAACGCUGGCUGUUUGGUGAUAGCAGGGCACCCAUAGCUGGGUACUGACCGAUAGCUACAAGCCUCACUCAUCUGGAUAAAUUUAUAUAUAGAUAUUUAUUGCCUGUGUCUCAGUUCACUACACUGGCAGCAAAUGGCAUUUCCCUGGGCACUGGGCGGGCACCACAACCCCAGCAUUAAUGUAUGUGCCCCUGGUAAGGGUAAGGCUGCACCCCUAAGUGCCUCUGGGAAUAAAUACAAUAAAUGCAGGGAUUAUACUCACUGAAAGAUCGCCUUUACCAAAACGUGUUGUGUUAUAUGGUACUUUUAUUCCUAUUAAAUACACAAGUGCAGCUGUGUACAAACCCUGUGCAGUGCGCUCUUUAUUCUACCUAAUAUACCCCUACAUUAUGUGUGUUACCUAAUGUGUAAUUGUGUUUAAUUCGUGUGUGUGUGUUUCUGCAUAUUAUCCGUGCAGUUUUUUGGUUUGUGGUAAAUAUUCAGAAACGAGUUUGGCAAAGCAUUUGUAUAGCAAGAUCAUUAUUUUUGGAUGCAGAAAAGCGCUGGAUAUGGUUUAGCGCUGAUUACAACAUAAUGACAAACACACGGGCAAUGGGAAAAUAACCAGCAGCAGCAGAAACGCCAGGAGCAGCGCUAUUGUGGGUGUCAUAUUGUGUCAUUAGCAGCAGUUCAGCAGCCUCCAGAAUUCAAGCGCUUUUAAUUUACUAUAGAAAUAGUUUGGCAGUGCGUUAGCGGUGAGCAAGGCUGGCACUGACCCACAGCAACACGGCAACCAGCUCCAGUCUGUGCUUCUUUACUGGCCUCCCCCUCCUCUACUUGCCAGCAACAAUCUUCGCCUUUUUCGUCUCAUUUUUUCCUAGAGAAAUGUUAUUACGGUUAUUAUUUAAGAUUUCUGUUGCUUUUAGAACGUUUCCAAAAUAAAGUUUGCAACGUAUUUGUAUUAUUUAAUAUACAUUUCUGCAUAUAAAAAGGUGAUGCCAACUGGUUAAGCACAUCAGCCUUGCACGAUUGCACCCAAUGUAUUAUGUAGGUGUUCCAAAGAACCGUUUUAGAACUGACUUAUUCUGUUUCCACUUCUCAUUAUUGUCUAUUUCCUGUGGUAUUUAAUCGUUUAGAAUCAUCCAUUUCAUAUUUAACAAGUCAAAUAUAUAUUUAUACUGGAGAAUUCUUCCCUAGUUUCGUGCAUCUCAUAUAUAAAGCAAAUAUAUAUAUAUAUAUAUAUAUAUAUAUAUAUAUAUAUAUAUAUAUAGCAAAUUGUAACGCCAGGGCUACCCAAACAAUAUAUAUAUUGCCCCCUUCCCUGUGUGCUCUGAUCUGAUCCUGGCGCAAUAGAAUCAGAUUUGGGAACAGAAGAAUGUUAUUAUAUGAACCUUGCGCCUCCCAUAAUAUUGCUGUAUUUGCUUUUUAAUCGAUCGCUUGUUUGUAAGAAGUAAUUACAUCACCCAAGAAUCAUUUCAUUAAUCCUGCGUGAUUUUACCCACUGGGGUGGUAAGUUGUUUGCCUUGUAAUUACCCUGAGGUUGUAGUAUUAUUGUACACAGUUCUUGUGAUAAUUAUAAAGGGAGCUGAUAUACACAUUAAAUACUUUGGUUUUACCGGA